UGACUCCACACACACUCUCUCUCUCCAACUUGAAACCCUACCUAUUACUCCACCAUUACCACUACACAUAAACAAAUUCAAACUACAAAAAAAUAUUAUAAAAAAAUAUAUCUAGUAGUACUAGAAGCGAAAGAGCCCUUCUCUCAUCUUCUCUUACAAUACAUCUUCACUAAUAAAAUUCCCUUCUUCUAGUACUCUCCAUUUCCCUUCCUCUUCCUCCUCUUCUUGUUGUUGUUCUUUCACUUUCUUACUCCAAAACAAAAAAUGGGUUCAACAAACCAAGACCCAAUUCACCACCAAACAACCCAAGUCCAUUUUCACCAUGAAGAAGAACAAGGACCAUAGUUUGGAGGGGGGGAGGGGUUCUUUUGUGUUGUAACAUUGGCUACAUUAUGGGGAAAGUGGGAAAUAGUGUUAAUGGAAGUGAAGAGGAACAAGGGAUAGGUACAAGUGGUGAGAAUGAAGAGCAAAAUGUAGAGAGGGGAUUUUAUUGUUUUGGAUGUAAAGGGAAUUUUGCUGUUACUAGGUUUAUCGGGUUUAGAUGUGUUUUUGUCCUUUUAUUAUCUGUUGCUGUUUUUCUUUCUGCUGUUUUUUGGUUGCCUCCUUUUCUACAUUUUGCAGAUCAGGGGAAUCUGGAUCUAGAUUACAGGAUUAAAGAUCAUGAUAUAGUAGCAAGCUUCCUAGUCAAAAAGCCAGUUUUCUUGCUGGAGGACAAGAUAUUGAAGCUUCAGGGUGAUAUUUUUGAUGAGAUGAGAGUUCCUAAUACCAAGGUGGUUAUCCUGUCUCUAGAACCCUUGGCUGGAUCAAACAGAACAAAGGUUGUGUUUGGGGUUGAUCCACUUGAAAAUGAUUCAAAAAUAUCAUCAACUGAUCAAAGUCUAAUCAGGGGCUCUUUUGUGUCUUUGGUUGUUAAUGAUUCAUCUCUCGAACUUACUAAGUCCUUGUUUGGAGAUGCAUCCUCUUUUGAGGUACUUAAAUUUCCUGGUGGAAUUACUAUUAUUCCACCACAGAGAGCUUUUCUUUUGCAGAAAGUGCAAAUACCAUUCAACUUCACCUUGAACUUCUCUAUUCUUCAAAUACGGGAAAAAUUUGCAGAGCUGAAAAGUCAACUGAAGGCAGGACUGCAUCUAACGCCCAUUGAGAACUUGUAUAUAGAAUUAUGGAAUUCACAAGGUUCAACGGUGUCUCCCCCUACCACUGUUAAAUCGUCAGUGCUGCUGGUAAUUGGGAAUACCCCCAGGUUAAAGCAACUGGCUCAAACUAUCAGGGGUAAUUCUAAGAAUCUUGGCCUGAAUAACACUAUUUUUGGUAGAGUGAAGCAAGUUCGUCUAUCAUCUAUAUUGCAACAUUCACUCCAUGGUGGUGAAGGCAGUGCCCCUUCACCUUCUCCUGCUUCUCUUCCUCACCACCACCAUCAACACCACCACCACCACCACCACCACCACCACCAUGGUGCCCAUGCUCCUGCAAUUUCACCUAUACCUCCACCUAAGAGAAGUGCACCUGCACCUGUUGAUGAUUCACCUGCCCCAUUGAAAAGUUCAUCUGCACCUCAUAACAACCAUGAAGCAAAUCCUCCUGGUUGUCAGUUUGGGCGCAAAAGAAGUUUCACAGGGAAUGGUGGAAAGAGGUCUCAUUUAGCCCCUUCAGUGGCACCUAGUAGUCCUCCUCACUUUGCUGCCUUGCCUCAACCCCACAAUGAUCGACCAGAAGUAUCACCAGCACCUUCAUCGAUUUCCCAAUCAAUUCCUGCAUCUAGUCCUUUGCCAAAUGUAGUUUUUGCCCAUGCUCAGCCACCAUCAAGGGGUAAAUCUGAUGAGCAUUCUGACACAAUGCUGUCAUUUUCACCUUCAUCAUCGCCAUCUUCAUCUUCUGCAGGUCUUCUCACUGUUCAAUGGGUACUAUCCCUAAUUGCUGUUGUAUUACAACUAUAACAAAAGAAAAGGGGAACAAUCUAUUUUCUAGUUAAAAUCACUGCUCUGGGAUUCAGAAUUCAAUUCAGACAGACCGAACAAACUGGAGGAGUUUAAGUGGGAGCAACGCAAAGGGCUUGCCUCCCAUCCUAGUGGAUAUAUGUCUUUCUUUCUUUUUUGUUUUCGUGCGUGUAAAUAUUUGAUUAAAAGUUCAGCAUACAGAUGCAUUUUGAGGUCAAAGUCACAGAGGUGGCAGGCCUUUGAUUGCAUUGCUGCUGUUUUGUGUAUUCUCUUCCGCAGAAAUGUAAGGAGGGAAAAAUGCCAAAAAAAAAAAAGAGAAGAGAACAAGUGUAUCAAAUUACCAUUUUGUAUCUCAUCCCUGCUAAGUCAAUCAGGUAUGAUUUUUGAUCC
This is a messenger RNA of Populus euphratica (Euphrates poplar), 2324 nucleotides long. RefSeq lists its product as uncharacterized. The coding region runs from base 393 to 1934 and encodes 513 amino acids. Lineage: Eukaryota; Viridiplantae; Streptophyta; Magnoliopsida; Malpighiales; Salicaceae. The transcript is spliced from 5 exons. The record is from RefSeq and is a predicted model, not a curated record.